This is a messenger RNA of Aureobasidium subglaciale EXF-2481, 1224 nucleotides long. RefSeq lists its product as uncharacterized. The record is from RefSeq and is a predicted model, not a curated record. The coding region runs from base 1 to 1224 and encodes 407 amino acids. The transcript has a single exon. Lineage: Eukaryota; Fungi; Ascomycota; Dothideomycetes; Dothideales; Saccotheciaceae.
AUGUGGUCUUCUACUAUUGCCGCCUUUCCCCUCUUCUCCUUAGCACUUGGGGCUGUCAACUGGAGUGCCUUGGAGUCAUGCGUGACCGAGAGCGGCACGACGUCCGCUAAAACAGUGUCAACCUCAAUGUCCACUACAACAGUACAACAGCCUGAUCUUGUUGUCAAGCAUACUUUCCACCCUCAGCAUCUCGUGACCCUCCGACCUUUCACAAAGACCUGGACACACAUCAUCCAAGAAACAGAUACUGCCGUUUCUACCAUCACUAUCGACUUGACGCAAACCGUACUGGUUCCAACUUCGACGAUAGUGAAUACUUACACGCAAACACAUGUGUCCAACGUGUACACCACUAUCGCAGCUCCUGCUGGCUUCCUUCCCAUCUCAGAUACCACAAACUCUGCCGAUCCCAAUGGACAGUCAUCCGAUAGCUCAACGACUUCUGCCUCGAAGCCUACCAGCGUGUCUUCGCAAUCGAGCUCCAGAUUGGCUGUCUCGGCUUCUGCUGCUUCCAACUUCAACAUGACUGCCUCAGCUUCUGGUCUUGCUGGUCUCAGCGGCUCAGUCGGCUUUGGAGGCUCCGCCAACCUUGAUGAGAGAGGCUUAGGUCUCAAGGGUCUCAAGCAGUUUGCGCACGCUGUUCACUGCUUGAAGAGUGUCCUUAUCCAGAAGACCAUUGAUACUACCGUCACUGGGACUACACAGACAAGUACACUUGCUCAAGCUACAGCUACCGUCACCGUCAGUGCCACUGUCACAGCAAUGGUACAGCCCAAGCUUGGCCGUGGCAAGACUGUAUACACAACCUCUUGGGUAACCACGACCAAUGGGUACAAUGCCUACUCAAAUGCGGUAGUGACUGCCGAGGUCACCUCCACUAUCAAGGCCUACGCUGCAUGCCAGACAAACAACAUACUCAGCUCUGUUGCUUCAAUCUCUGGCAAGGCCAAGUACAAGACCACCGUCGCAGGCUCGGCUCAGCAAUGCUGCGAGCAAUGCCAACAGUCAAGUAACUGCGUAGGAUCUGCCUUCCAAGCCUUACUCCCCCUCGGCGGUCGCUGCCUUAUCUACUACGCCGACACUUGCCCUGCUCAAUCUGCAAAUUCCCUGCAGUACACUCUUCCUGCAAUCAAACAGUUCGGAACCUAUGCUGUAAGCAAUGGUAUGUGCGGCUACAUGUUUGCAACGAGUGGGCAGUUCUCGGCUCAUGGACAUGGCUGGUAA